AUGGACUCCUCAGUUUGGAAAGAUGAACCAGACCUCCCAGAUAUCCUUCCCCUGGUCGUCCCAUCCCUCCCCAAUACCCUUGAUGACACUUUUUAUAAAGAAAGCCCCAACUUCUCCAAUGAUCCUCAAGCAGACGAUUUAUUAAUGGACCAAUUGAAACUUCAUUCCGCCUCGGCAAAACUCUCGUCUACCGUGAUCACCCAACACGAUCUCGCCAAAGACGACGCCAUUUAUAAAUCAUCGACCAUCACCACCAACGGUGACAUCCCAUUACUCUCAGACUCCGCCGCCAUGGUCCUGACAAUCAACGAUGAAAAAAUAUUCGACUUCAACCAAUUCUCCGAUCCCAAAUCGUUCAUCCGCUAUAGUUAUCGCGAUAUCCCCAAGUUCUUGAAAUUGAUUUUCGACACCGUCAAUUCCGAGACCAGUUCCAACAACAAGAACCCGUUGGUCCCGGCAAUCAUUGUGUUUCAAAUGUUACGAUACAGUUACUUCAAAAAGAAAAACCUCAGGCUAUCCAACAAUUUCUUUGAAUUGUUCAUCAACAGAAUUUAUAUGAUCAUUGAGGAUGAUAGUAAAGGAAAUAAUACUCCCAUGGUUGUCAACAAGGAACACUUUGACAAUAAUAAUAAUAAUAAUAAUAAUAAUUAUGACGACAACGACGACAGCCAAGAAUUCGUUGGCAAUUCUAGCAGCUCCCCUAACACCCCUAACCUCAAUGGCAAGCAACAAUCCAAACGCCAACUUUUACAAUCCAAAGUCCGCAAAAAGAACGAUAUCGUGUUGAUUGCUUAUUGGAUCUCCGUGAUAAACCACCUAUAUUAUUACCUCUUACGCCAAGAAGGCUUCUUCACCAAAAACCCGUUGUUUCUAAAAAAAAUCGUCACCGUGUUACAAGACCUUAUCAACGAGUUUCUUGCUGGGAUCACCAACCGAUUAGUCGACCUUUUAGACGAUUGCGUCAUUGAUUAUUCAUCGAUCCCUAACCUUCAAAAAGGAUUACUCUUCCAAAACGACUGGAAUUUCUUCAAACGUGAUAACUCCGGUGGUGUAGGUGGCGGGUCCGGCAACACCUUCCAAGAGAUUCUCGAUACGUUGUACCCUCCUAAUUUGAAGCAACAACUCCAACCGUCGCCAAUGAAGUUUCUUCAAGUGCUCGAGGCCAUCAUUUAUGUGUUCAAAUUAUACAACAUUUCCUCGAUCUUGCUCAAGAAUUUGCUAUCAAGGGUGCUUCUGUGGAUCCACGGGUCGGUGUUCAAUCGAAUCUUGGCCAAUCGUAAUAAACGGGGGAAGAACUACUUGACCAGGACCUUUGCCAUCCAAUUGCGAUUGAAUCUUAGCGUCAUUGAAGACUGGGUCCGGAGUAUUCUGAAAAACCUUCAGCAAGAAGAUAUCGAGUUGAAUCCCGAUGGUAAAACUAAUGAAGAGUAUUAUCUUGAUGAUGAUGAAUUGAAGAUGAUUAUUAGAGAUUAUCCCGAUGAUCUUAUUGAUUUCAAGUUUGAUUUGUCGAAUAUUUCGAGAUUUGAUACUAAUGUGAGGUUUUAUAAUAAAGAAGAGGAGGAAAAGAAAAAGAAAAAGAAGAUUGAGGAGGAGGAGGAAAAGAAGAAAAAGAAGAAGAUUGAGGAGGAGGAGGAAAAGAAGAAAAAGAAGAAAAAUGAUGGAAACCCAGGUAAUAUUGAAACUCCAAAUGACGAGAAAAAUAAAGAUAUUCCAACCCCAAAUGACGAGAAAAAUAAAGAUAUUCCAACCCCAAAUGAUCUACAAAUUCAUAAUGAUCAAGUACUCAAAAAUAUCGACCCAACCCCAAUGAUCAACCUCGACGAAGACGAUGAAGACAACUCUUAUAGAACUGCUAAAAUCGAUAUCAGUUCCACUCCGUUACCUUUCAUCUCCAACUUUUAUUAUGGUUCAAUCAACAAAAUCUUCAAAUACCACUUCCAAGUGCUCUACAACCUCCUAGAAUUUCUUCAAGUGGGGACCACUUAUGUCGAUGCAUUAGUUCGGUCGAUCGAAGAUAAAAAACUUUCUCCUAAACAGACCGAAGAUUCGAUCAAUACCGCGUUCAUCGAAUUUUUGGACCAAGAUAUCAUCUUCCUCAAUCAUAAACAAGUCCACUAUAUCGUGAAGAAUUACAAGUAUGAAGUCGACGAGCCGCACUUUGGGAAAAAAAUCACCAAAUGUCUUGCAAACCUUGGCAAACGGGUGAAUCUCGGACAACUUUCCACUAACCGGUACCUCAAAUCGAUCAAUUACUUAUCCCCGGCCGCCACCACCCGUAACCGGAUCUAUGGGGUGGGAGUACUUUCCAUCGAUGAUGAUCUUGUGUAUCUUAAUCUUUUAGCCGGACGGGAUUUCCCAAUUUGUUUGCCAACCCGUCAAGAACUCAUUAGUAAAUACGGGGCUGGGAUGAGGGGUAAUAAUCGGGAAACCCUCGUGGCCAACCAACCGUAUUUGACAAUUGAGGUACGGGAUAUGGUGGAUUCUAUCCGUGAUCAGCACGAUUAUGGUAAUUUUGCCAAUUCCGAAGAUGAUGAAGAUGAUGAAGAUGAUGAGUAUUUCAAUGAUGGAGAUGAUGAUAAUAUGACUCGACCACGUAUGAUGAGAGAUAAUGACAGGGAUUUGGAUUUGGAUGCGGCCACCGGGAUGUAUCAUAGUAGUAUUUUUGGUGCCGCGGCAGCAGGGGCAGAAAAGAGAAACAACACCAUGUUUGAUAAUAAUAAUAAUAAUAAUGAUGAUGAUGGGUUUGGUAUGACUAGACCAGAAAGCAGUGUUGCGAAAACUUGGGAGUUGAAUGGACAUGCCACAAAAGCGAAAUCAAAAGAUAAGAUCGAGCAUGAGGAGAUAGAAUAUAAUCCGUGGUGA
This is a messenger RNA of Saccharomycopsis crataegensis, 2862 nucleotides long. RefSeq lists its product as uncharacterized. Gene Ontology annotation, molecular function: GTPase binding. Bases 1 to 2862 code for a protein of 953 amino acids. NCBI's taxonomy places the organism in Eukaryota, Fungi, Ascomycota, Saccharomycetes, Ascoideales, Saccharomycopsidaceae. The transcript has a single exon. The record is from RefSeq and is a predicted model, not a curated record.